Messenger RNA from Gamsiella multidivaricata, 995 nucleotides. RefSeq lists its product as uncharacterized. The transcript has 2 exons. NCBI's taxonomy places the organism in Eukaryota, Fungi, Mortierellomycota, Mortierellomycetes, Mortierellales, Mortierellaceae. The record is from RefSeq and is a predicted model, not a curated record. The annotation marks the transcript as partial.
UCGAUCCUACUGACAACACACUCAGGAUCAACUCGCAGAUUGACUCAACCGAAAUUGUGACCAAUGUUGAGUGGAAAGCCAUGAAUUUGGAUUCGAUAACAGCAUCCCCCGCCAAUGCAAUGAAUCUUUCCUCUGUACCCAACUGGUAUAACAUCUCCCAGUGGCAUUGUUGCAUGGGCUGCCCUAAUAGACAACAAUGGCACUGCGAUACUGGAAACUGGGAUGGUGGGGUACCGAUCCAUGAGAGAGGGGCCUUCCGGAUACACUGCAGCGUUGGCCAAAUCAUGUUUCCCGACAGUGAUCCCAGGCUUUGCAAUUUCGAAACGUCAGACGGCGGAGGGGUAUUCACAAGCAGAAACAGCAACGUGUACAUUGGUGGAGCCAUACUGAUUGAAAAGGUAUGUUCCAUUUCAUAUCUUACAUCAGUCAAGGUGGUUAAGUCGUACUAUCGCAUCAACUCCGAUCCUAGAAAAUGGCGUGAGCGGACCGUUCUUCUGGGAAAGAAUAUCAUGAGUAACGUCGAUGCAGACCCUAUCCCUGGAUCCUCAAUCUCAAGGCCACCUCUCAACUUCACGGCCGGAGACACACCAGUCAGCAUCGACAGUAUGAUGCUGGCCCAUUUAUUGUUUUUGGCUGGCAGUCCUGAUGUAGAACUUGUUGGAUCGUAUACUAUUGGCCGAAUCUUCAGCACCACCUCCAUCUCGAUUUGGUUAGUCGUAGCUAUCCUUCUGCCGGCGUCUCUGUACAUUGCAGUGCACUGUUGGUUCAAGGAUCUGGAGCGAGCCAUGGGACAUAGUUGGAACUGUGUGAUGAGCAGUGCAAUGCAUGGACGCUGUUAUCAAGGCCCGCCAUUGAAGAUAAUGCUCCGUGCAUACUCAGACGAUGAUGUAGAUGUUAUGAUGGGUGACUCGGUAUUGAGGGCGAUCAACGAUGAUGAAAGCAGCAGAGACCUCGUACGGCUUGAGUCAAUUAAGGAUGAUGAUUGACUUGAUGAC